Trematomus bernacchii (emerald rockcod) is the source of this 1658-nucleotide messenger RNA. RefSeq lists its product as uncharacterized. Bases 270 to 1112 code for a protein of 280 amino acids. The record is from RefSeq and is a predicted model, not a curated record. Lineage: Eukaryota; Metazoa; Chordata; Actinopteri; Perciformes; Nototheniidae. The transcript has 7 exons.
ACACAUAAUUGGGGCAACAAAGCUCUCGAAAACUAUGCAUGGAUAUGAAGACUUUUGGCCAGCUGUUUGGGCAGAUUGCACGUGUUUACCCCCCCACCCCGCACACAGACGAGACAGAGAGCUUGUCGUGGGCUCGUCCGCUUUUCUUUUAACUGCCGGGUUUGUUAAAAACGUAUUUUGUGAUUUUUCGAGCAACCAGUGUUUGUUUACAAGUUCUUCCCACGCUGCACGCGCCUGCCCUGCAGUACCUCCGCUCCUCGUCCCACAGUAUGAAAACCUCUGGAUCUGUACAGUCUAUGCUCUGGAUGCGCCAUACUACACAGUUACUUUCCACACAUCACUUCCACUUUCGUGAUAUCAUGUUAUGUAUCGCUACGUCAUCUGUCGUUUCCCUUUUCCAAAAGUUUCCACAGCUACGCCCUCUCGUCUAUAAAACAUCUCAAUAUGCGGAAGUAGACCUUAUUACAACCAUCGCCGCCACACUUCUUUAUGCUCUCUCCGCCGACAACAUGAACUUCAAAGUUACUAACCCCACAUUUAGGCUUUUUGCAGUCGCAUUCUCAGCUCUUGCAGUGAUGCUUGCAGCUGCAGCAGAUGCUUCACCAGAACUAACCUGCAACGUCACCAAAACACCAGAUGGGUUCCUUCACCUACUGUCCCGCUCCUCCGAUUGUAAUACCAGCUGGGUGGACAAAAAUGGAGUAGUCCUCGCCCGGAACCAGGUCUACGAUAAAAAUAAAGUCCAGAGCCUGACGGACCAGUCCCUCACCUCGAAACUAUGCCACGACAACAUUGACUAUACAAGCACCUGUGGUUCAAAUUCGGAUUCCUCAAAGGACAACAGACUGACCGACGAGAGAGCCCACUGCACAUACACCUGCAGCAGCCCUAUCUGGGAUCCUAAGGCCUCUCAACCAACCCCAGUGACCCCUAUGGCGAAUCAUAAUCAUAAUCUGACCUGGCAAAUUCUGCUUGGUGUUGUCAGUGUCGGUGUCGGUGUCCUCAUGGCUGUGAUCUUGUACAUCAAAUGCAGAAAGAAAAAAGCUUGUCGACCUGUGGUGAAUUAUAUUGAGGAACAGGAUGUCAUGGUGGAGAUGGCGGACGUCAACUAAAAGAUAAAAACAGACCUCUAGUCUAAAUUUGACCACUGUUUUUCAUACUGUAUGUAAUGAGGUCAGUGCCUUACAGACAAUAGAGGGCUACAUAUACACAAAAUGUUAACCGGAAAUGUUUAUAUAUAUGGGAUUUGUUACAUUAUAAUGUUUUUUUAAGUAACAGAGAGAGGAAGGAUGAAGGCAUACAGGCAUUGCAUAUGAAGUGUGAUUGCACUUUGUUCCGAAGUCCAGGAGCCAAAAAGAGACGAGCUAGCUGUUUAAAAAGUUCAUGGAAAAAUAACAAGAUUUAUGUUAUUUUUUUAAAGAAGAAAGAAAUGGUGCUUUUGGAGUCAGAUUUGCUGAAUAAUCAGCAAACCACUGUGCUUGGUCAUCCUUUUCAAGGGGGAAUCAAGCAGGAAAACCUUUGUGUGACCUUUUGUUAGCUUCCCAACACAACGUCAAUUCCAUUAGUUAGAAUCCCCCACUUAAAUAUCAACUUUAAAGUGGACCUAUCAUGCUACAUUUAAAUGAUAUAUUGUAGGGCCAUACCUAUAUAAGGUAUAU